AUGGAGGGUAAAGAUUUAUUUUGUGGCAAGUUACAUUGUGUGGAGAACACAAGAGAAUAUAAUGAAAUCUCAUCUCUUGUCAAUAUGUCAGUCUAUAGGAUCAGUGAAUUAGAUGGGAAGAUUAUGUUGGCGUCAGUAUCAGAAUCAGAUUCAAGAGUCCGAGAUUAUAAAGUAGCUGGAUCAAAAGUUGAUGGAAAGUUUUCAAAAGUGCUUGGAGAGUUGACUGUGUCAUUUACAAAACCUUCUGAUUGUUUUAGUACAGCGUUUGGAUGUGAUGUAUAUUACACAAAUAGAAGAGGUCUCAUUGAGAUGAAAGAAAAUAAAACCAAACCUGUUGACCAAGACAAUUUUAAGCCUCUGAUGUUGAUGACCUUAGAGGCUAAAACUCCAGAGUUUGAUAAAACAAUUGAUAGAAUGUCAGAGUUUCUAAAAACAUUUAAAUAUUCUGAUAAGUUAAACAGAGCUGACUUGAAGAUGAAUUUACAGUUUUUAACAGACCACAAACAUUCUAACCUUAGUUAUCAUAAAACAGAAUUAACAAAGGAGAAGGGUGAUGAAACUCUGUUAAAGUGUGCCAACCUGAACGAUCGUGUUUUUACGGACAUGACAAAGAUUGGAGUAGAUGUCAGCAGAACAUUGUGUGAUAACAGGACUGACGGUGGAGGAUGGAUUGUUAUUCAGAGACGUAUCAAAGGUGAUGUAAACUUUACAAGAACUUGGAACGAUUAUAAAAACGGAUUUGGUUCAACAUCUGGAGACUUUUGGAUCGGAAAUGACGUAAUUUCUCACUUAACAGAUUCGGGUUAUAAUGAACUCAGAUUUGACAUGAAGUAUAAAGGUAAAGACUACCACGACGUGUACAGAGGUUUUAAGGUAGAAAAUGAAGCAGCAAAGUAUAAGAUGAGCUACACGUCAUUCCGUGGUGGGAAUGUUGUAGACUGGUUUAGUUUUCACAACGGCAUGAAGUUUACAACCAUUGACUCUGAUAACGAUAAGUGGUCAGAUGGAAAUUGUGCUGUAGACUACGGUAGCGGUGGGUGGUGGUAUAGGGAUUGUCACAGGGUUAACGUCAACGGUGAAUGGGCGAGUCGUGUUCAUAUGAAUGGAAUUAAUUGGUAUGGCAUUACAGACUUUACUGACUCUCUAGACUUUGUUGAGAUGAAACUUCGUCGAAUGUAA
Messenger RNA from Physella acuta, 1179 nucleotides. Its product is annotated as fibrinogen beta chain-like. Lineage: Eukaryota; Metazoa; Mollusca; Gastropoda; Physidae. The record is from RefSeq and is a predicted model, not a curated record.